Trichomonas vaginalis G3 is the source of this 888-nucleotide messenger RNA. Its product is annotated as cyclin family. The record is from RefSeq and is a predicted model, not a curated record. Lineage: Eukaryota; Parabasalia; Trichomonadida; Trichomonadidae. Gene Ontology annotation, cellular component: centrosome; nucleus; cytoplasm. Bases 1 to 888 code for a protein of 295 amino acids. Gene Ontology annotation, molecular function: cyclin-dependent protein serine/threonine kinase regulator activity. The transcript has a single exon. Gene Ontology annotation, biological process: mitotic cell cycle phase transition; regulation of cyclin-dependent protein serine/threonine kinase activity.
AUGUAUACUCAGUCUGUAGAUAUGAAUUUUGCAACUCAAGAGCUCAAAUGGGCCGAAAAUCCAAACUAUACAAGCGAAUCAGAAGAUAUUGAUGCAGACGGACAUUUCCCACCACAAUUGUUGCCAAUUGAAAUUCAGAAUGAAUCCUAUUUUUGUCCGCCAAUCAAUACAAAAUACAAGAACAGUCUUAUCAGCAAAUAUGUCAGACGCGAAAAUACAUACUCAAACAAAAAUAUUAUGAAAGGAAGAUUGACAUCUCAAAUUCGUCCUGAAGAAAGAGAUGCUGCUAUAUAUGGAAUGUUUUCUAUAUCAGUAGGAUCUUCACUUUCGCACAAUACAUUUGCAUAUGCUACAAGGCUCUUCGAUUUAUUGUUAAAAAUGUCGGAGAUCUCCGAAAGUGAUAUCAAUAUCUACGCUGCCACAUGCUUGUUCAUAGCGACAAAGCUUGAGGAUGAAGGUCCAAUUGAUUACUGCGAGCUUUUUUCAUCCUUUUAUGGAGAUGUUUCCGUUAACAGUAUUGUAUCAUGUGAACUACGCAUUCUAAGCGUUUUAAAGUUUGACUUAGAAGUCAUUACACCCUUUUCUUAUCUUGACCUGUUUCUUCCGGAAUAUUAUAAUCAAGCGACUCCAGAGACCAAUUUUACAUUAAAAAGUAUCACAAUUGCUUGUGUAUACUCUCUUCUACUGAUUAAUUGCUCAAUGAACUACACAAGCUUUGAAAUUUCCCAAGCAGUACUUGAAAUUUCUCAAGCACUGAUAAAAAAGGAAAAAUGUAUAUCACAAUCAGAAUGUCAUUUAAAGGUGAUUGAAUCCCUCUCUGUGGCAUUUGAUAUACAUGGUGUCUUGAGACCGAUUUUUCCUCAACUCGAGGAAUAUAUGCUUUUUUAA